This is a messenger RNA of Adineta ricciae, 327 nucleotides long. Lineage: Eukaryota; Metazoa; Rotifera; Eurotatoria; Adinetida; Adinetidae. The record is from the annotation of a GenBank genome assembly.
AUGAACGAUCACAGCUACUCAUCUUUUCGUUUGAAUCGACGUUCGCUGAAACUUGAAUUAGUUGAUGGUUCAAUUCAAGAAAUCGAAUACGAAUUACCAAUUGACCGAUACGAUCUAUUACGCAUUAUAUAUCACGAUCUGAAAUAUGAUCAAACUUAUGAUUGGGAUACAUUUCAUGAAUCAACAGCAUUUAUUCGUACAGAUAAUGGAAUCACGACAUCAUCACCAUUGAAUUACUCAUCAGAUGAUAUCGUAUACAUUUUAGUUUUGCCUAGCAAUACGAAAAGUCCAUUUGAACGAUUUAAACAAUGGUUAUGGUCUUCUUAA